Molecule: messenger RNA, 543 nt
Organism: Acanthosepion pharaonis
Lineage: Eukaryota; Metazoa; Mollusca; Cephalopoda; Sepiida; Sepiidae
Source: the annotation of a GenBank genome assembly
AUGAUACGCUUUUUUUGCGUAUCUAUCUAUCUAUCUAUCUAUCUAUCUAUCUAUCUAUCUAUCUAUCUAUCUAUCUAUCUCCGUUUGUUCAUAUCUAUCUAUCUAUCUAUCUAUCUAUCUAUCUAUCUGUUUUUCCGCCUGUCUCAGUCUAUUCAUAUCUAUCUAUCCCAAUCUAUUCAUAUCUAUCUAUCUUCCUGUCAUGUAAGCAUGAUCAAUUCAUUUAAGGCUUUUUUUGCGGAUCUAUCUAUCUAUCUAUCUAUCUAUCUAUCUAUCUAUCUAUCUAUCUAUCUAUGUAUCUGUUUUUUCCGCCUGUCUCAGUCUAUUCAUAUCUAUCUCUCUCAAUCUAUUCAUAUCUAUCUAUCUUCCUGUCAUGUAAGCAUGAUCAAUUCAUUUAAGGCUUUUUUUUGCGGAUCUAUUCAUUCAUCUAUCUAUCUAUCUAUCUAUCUAUCUCUCUAUCUAUCUAUCUGUUUUUCCGCCUGUCUCAGUCUAUUCAUAUCUAUCUCUCUCAAUCUAUUCAUAUCUAUCUAUCUCCCUGUCAUGUAA